AUGGAUUAUCUAAGCGAAUUGCCGCACGAAAUCCUUGAGAGUAUAUUCUCGCAUUUGUCGAUAAAAGAAGCAGCAGCAACGAGCAUUCUCUCCCGCAGGUGGAGACACUUAUGGAAAAACAUUGAUUAUCCUAUUCUUGACAUUGACCUUGCAGCUUUAAUCUCCAUCUCCUCGUACCACAAUUUAGGUUCACUGCGAGUAAGAAGUGAAAUUCCCCGUUUAGUGUCGACCAUCUUGGAUCAACAUCAAGGCUCAACCAUACAUGAACUCAAAAUUCGUUUUCCUUAUCACUAUCUUGCUCAGUUCUUGGGCAAAAUCGAUGCACGCUCAUUAGUUUGUUGGAUUAAGACGGCCUUUAAAAAGAAAGUUAAAAAUCUUUUUUUACAGUUGAACACAUUGGGUGGUGAAAGUAUUACCAAUGCUUGUUCAUUCCAUACACUUCCUUCUAGUUUCAGUUCGCUCGUAUCUCUUCACCUUGUAGCUUUACAUUCUUUAUAUUCUCAAACAUUGAUCGACUAUUUUUUAUUGAAUUCUCCACUUUUAGAGGUAUUGUUCAUUCGAAGGUGCUGUGGCUUAACAAACCUGAAAAUUAGCUGUCUAAAGCUAAAACAUUUUACUUUAACAGAUACCUCUACUGAAUGUCUUGAAAUAUCAGCACCAAAUCUUAAAUCUUUCAACUUUAGACACAAGUUUCAGCCAACCAUCUCGUUUAAAAACGUUCCGUCUCUCAAACAUAUAUCUCUGGAGGGAUUCGACUCUUACCAGUUUAUAGUAAGUAAUCUAAAUUCUAUUUUGGAUUUGCUAACUCAGCUUGACUCGCUCGCAUUGACAAUACUAGGCAGGGCCUACAUAACUUCUAGUCCUAUCAUAAACUUUCCUAUCCUGAAAAAUCUCAAGCAAUUACACCUCUCAGUCAAUUGUUAUUCUGAUUUAGUCAACACUCUUACUCCAUUGCUACAAGCUCCGCCGGAGUUGCUUAAAGUAUCGCUCAUCAAUUUGAAAAAUGGGGUUUAUCCGUAUGCAAGGUGGGAAGCAGCGCUGAAUUCACGUUAUCAAUGUCUUGAGGUGGUGGAAAUAGUCAGAUUUGUAGGUUCUGACGAAGAGAUAGAAUUCGCUGGUUACUUAGCUGAGAAUGCUGCUUCACUCCAGAAGAUAAUAGUACAUGCUCAUGAAUCAGUCCAUUCAGAUGGGUUGCUUCGAUUGGAACGUAGGCUACUUUCAUCUGUAGAGUUACACAUAAUUUAG
Molecule: messenger RNA, 1245 nt
Organism: Mercurialis annua (annual mercury)
Lineage: Eukaryota; Viridiplantae; Streptophyta; Magnoliopsida; Malpighiales; Euphorbiaceae
Product: probable FBD-associated F-box protein At1g32375
Exons: 1
Coding region: 1-1245 (414 amino acids)
Molecular function (GO): protein binding
Source: RefSeq, a predicted model, not a curated record